Molecule: messenger RNA, 1944 nt
Organism: Fonsecaea nubica
Lineage: Eukaryota; Fungi; Ascomycota; Eurotiomycetes; Chaetothyriales; Herpotrichiellaceae
Exons: 5
Coding region: 1-1944 (647 amino acids)
Biological process (GO): reductive iron assimilation; cellular response to iron ion starvation
Cellular component (GO): high-affinity iron permease complex
Molecular function (GO): copper ion binding; ferroxidase activity
Source: RefSeq, a predicted model, not a curated record
AUGGCUCUGUCUCUGUCAAACCUCCUCUUUGUCUGCGCAGCCUUCUUGCUGUCGUUCGCCUCUGCAGCGACUCGCGUGUAUAAUUUCACCGCUGGCUGGGUGAACACAAAUCCCGAUGGCAUGUUCGAGAGGCGUACCAUUGGCAUCAAUGGCCAGUGGCCGUUGCCUCGCAUCGAGGCCGACGUGGGAGACAGGGUCAUUGUCAAUCUGACCAACGAUCUCGGGGAUCAGUCUACCUCCAUUCAUUUCCACGGGCUUUUCCAGAAUGGCACCAAUCACAUGGAUGGCGUCGCCGGUGUGACGCAGUGCGCGGUCCCCCCUGGCUCCAGCUUUGUCUACGAUUUCAAUGUCACUCAACCGGGCACAUAUUGGUACCACUCGCAUGCCAAGGGACAGUAUCCAGAUGGAUUCAGAGGGCCCCUGAUCGUCCACGACCCAGAAAACCCUUAUGCAGACGAGUACGACGAGGAGUUGGUGUUGACGCUCUCGGACUGGUAUCAUGAACAAAUGCCCGUGCUGAUGAAAAAGUUCAUGAGCGUAACCAACCCUACGGGAGCUGAGCCAGUACCGCAAUCUGCUCUGAUGAACGACACCCGCAACCUCCAAAUCCCCGUGGAACCAGGCAAGACGUACUUCUUGCGCAUCAUCAACAUGGCCGGCUUUGCUGCUCAGUACUUCUGGAUAGAGGGCCACACUUUCCGCAUCAUCGAGGUGGACGGCGUCUACACCGAACCCGCCGAAGCCAGCAUGAUUUACUUGACCGCGGCGCAGCGGUACGGUGUUUUGCUCACCACCAAGGACAACGCGGACGAGAACUUUGCCAUCAUGGGUUCCAUGGACCAGGAUUUGUUCGACGUGAUCCCCGAAGGGCUGGAUCCCAACGUGACGAGUUUCUUGGUCUACGACGCGGAGAAACCACUGCCGGAGCCCAAGUUUGUGGACGAGUUUGAUCCAUUCGAUGACAUGGAGCUUGUCCCGACCGACGGAGAGGAGCUGCUUGAAAAUCCGGACUUGGUCGUGCAGCUCGACGUGGUCAUGGACAAUCUCGGCGACGGAGCAAACUACGCAUUCUUCAGCGGCAUCACCUACACCGCCCCCAAGGUGCCGUCGCUGUACACGGCGCUGAGCACCUCGGACCUCGCCGCCAACCCCAUCGUCUACGGGUACAACACGCACUCGUACGUGCUGGGCCACAACCAGAUCGUCGAGAUCGUGCUCAACAACCAAGACCCCGGCAAGCACCCCUUCCAUCUGCACGGGCACGUCUUCCAGGCCGUGGUGCGCGGGCCCGAGGAGUCGGGCGACUGGGACCCCAACGUGGUGACGAACGGCAGCUUGGUGCUCCCCCGCGUGCCCAUGAAGCGGGACACCAUCCUGGUCAGGCCCAACGGCCACAUCGUGCUGCGGUACCGGAGCGACAACCCCGGCGUGUGGUUGUUCCACUGCCACAUUGAAUGGCACGUCGACUCUGGUUUGGUCAUGACCUUUGUUGAGUCCCCCCUAACCCUCCAAAACACCCUCGCCGGAAAGAUUCCCGAGGACCACCUGGCGGCGUGCGCGGCGGCGAACCCACCCGUCCCGACGGCCGGCAACGCGGGCGCCAACACAGAGAACUUCCUUGACCUGACGGACGCGCCGGCGCCACCGGACCCGCUGCCCGAUGGAUUCACGACAAAGGGCAUCGUGGCCAUGACGUUCAGCAUCCUCGCGGGCCUGCUCGGUAUCGCGACCAUCGUGUGGUACGGGCUCGGCGAGAUCAGCACCAUCGAGGCCGCGCGCGAGCAGGCCAAGAUCCAAAAGGCCGCGGCGGAGCGGGGCGUCGUCUCGCGCACCACCUCGGCCGCCUCGUCCGCGGCUCAUCCCGCCCUCUUGUCUAGCGGCGCGGGAGGGGAAAAUUCCGCACAUGUGGGCGCCGACGGCACCGCCACGACACAGGCCAAGUGA